AUAAGAUGAUCAGAAGAGUUAAAAACUGCACUCCUGCAAUUCUCUCUGCAAUGUCACUAUAUAUGAUUUUGUUGAUUUGUUAGAAAUGCUUGUUUUGCUCCACAGCUUGAUGGCAGUAAGAUGAGUUCAGACCGGGCUCCUCCCAUCGUGAUGUACGAGCGCAAAGAUUCAAGAUGGCUGCUCAAAGACAAACACACGAUAAUGCUGAGACAGUGGGACGAGAUCCGGUCGAUAGCCACUCAGAUGCUGGAGUCGGGCGACCACUCGCUGUUGGUGGAUUUUGACAGCCACCUGGAUGACAUCACAAAGGACUGGACCAAUCAGAAAGUGAAUACUAAGAUAGCCGAGCUCUCCUCUCCAGCCAACGGGAACAUCUAGACCGAGGUGGAGCCGUGUGCGAAUUGAUGUUCUGACCCAACAUGUGAUUUUUAUAACAACCACACAGAGCUUAGCUUUAUAUUUAUUAGACUGAACAGGGACAUAACAUAGAACAUGCAUAAAUAACAACAUAUUUACAGCUCGGUAGACCACCCCCUCAGAGUGUGCCUUGUUGCAGCCCUUCUGAUUUAAAGGAAACAUUUACCUUAACACUAUUGCAAUGCACCUGUGGUAUUUUUGUGUUUUGUUAAUAUUUAAUUGUUAUUUCUAUGUUGAUUACAGGCUCCAGGGGGUGACAUAAUAACAAACACCUUCAAAUUACAAUACAAAAGUCUUGCAGUAAAAGCAAACUUUUAUGAGUGUUUCAGGUUAUCAUGAUUAAGGUGGUAGUUAAUUUUGUUUAAGCUGAUGCUGCCUUCAAAUAAAGCAUUUCUUUGUAUAACACUGAUAUAAAGGGUUUGUAGGAGCAUUUAAACACAUAUACCAUUUUUUAAUUGUUUAUUAAUAUGUAUUUGUCAAAACAUAUGACUUCCUGUGUGCACCCAGAAGUGGGGGUUCCUGUAUAAACAGACUACCUACACAUGUAUAUAAAAUGUCUUGAAAGGAGAAGUACUGACAAAUACUAAAAACAUUGAUAAACACUUAAAAAUGUCCAUUAUAUUUGCAUACAGUUACGGCAUAGUGUACAACCCAGGAUAUGUAGUCGAUAAUUAUCUUUAAAUCUAUAUUUUAAAACAAAUAUAUAUAUGUACUAAAUAUUCUGAGCGUCAGCAGACUGUUUUUACUGCAAGACUUUUGUAUUGAAAUGGAGGUCUGUUCUUUGUUUUCUCCAAUACCUAAC
This is a messenger RNA of Notothenia coriiceps (black rockcod), 1219 nucleotides long. Its product is annotated as ER membrane protein complex subunit 9-like. The coding region runs from base 121 to 378 and encodes 85 amino acids. Lineage: Eukaryota; Metazoa; Chordata; Actinopteri; Perciformes; Nototheniidae. The record is from RefSeq and is a predicted model, not a curated record. The transcript has 2 exons. Gene Ontology annotation, cellular component: EMC complex.